AUGGCAGUGAUGCUCGCUGCAGAGCCCGAGUCAUCCAGAAUUUGCAACAGCCCCUCGAUCGAGCAGACCGCCCGGCCGCCCAGUUUGUGGAGCACAUGGUAUGUUCAGACGGGAAAAUGGCGCGCCCACGUUUACCGGUUGCGAUGUGGCGGUCGCAGCAUCGCCAGCAUCCCUGCCAACAAUUAUGCAUUAGUGGAGUCUAUGAAAUGGGAAACCCACGCAGCAGCUCGUCGCUUUGCGUCUCGGAGAGCUUCUCCAAGCCAGUAA
Messenger RNA from Sporothrix schenckii 1099-18, 267 nucleotides. RefSeq lists its product as uncharacterized. The transcript has 2 exons. Lineage: Eukaryota; Fungi; Ascomycota; Sordariomycetes; Ophiostomatales; Ophiostomataceae. The record is from RefSeq and is a predicted model, not a curated record. The coding region runs from base 1 to 267 and encodes 88 amino acids.